AAAAAAACAUUUUACUACUGUAUUGGUACAUAAAAUUAUUUUGCUAGAAAUAUGGAAAAUUAUUACAAGGGUAAAAAUGUUGAAGAAGAGUUAGAUCGAAACAAAAUACCAAUUAAUGGAUUGCCGGACAAUUUUUUGUGGAUGCAGGUAAAAGGCGGCAGUAAAAUGCCUAAUUUGUUGUCACAUGCAAGUGGCAUUCUUGAGGACAAAGCCGCAACAGCUGUUGUGUGGACAGCAGUGGGUGUUGGAAUACCUAAAGCAAUCUCUUGUGCCGAGAUUUUGAAAAGACAAUUUUCUAUUCAACAUCAAGUUAAUAAGUUAACAUUUAAAAGUGUGGAGGAGUACUGGGAGCCUAAAGUGGAUGGACUGGAGACCAUAGUUGUAAAGCGUCAGAUUCCUGUUAUACACAUACUAUUGUCAAUAGAUGAAUUAAGUGAUUGUGAACAACUUGGAUAUCAAAACUCACAAACCAAGCAGUUUUGGCAAAAAGAAUUGACGCCAAGUUCCAAGAGUCAGAAUGCAUACAAAUCUAAGAAGCCAUUCAAACACAAGAAACAAAACCAAACUUUAAAAAAUUGACCAAUCACCAUACUUUAUUUCUAAUUAAAA
Messenger RNA from Aricia agestis (brown argus), 609 nucleotides. RefSeq names its product ribonuclease P protein subunit p25-like protein (gene Rpp25). The transcript has 4 exons. The record is from RefSeq and is a predicted model, not a curated record. Gene Ontology annotation, molecular function: RNA binding. The coding region runs from base 52 to 579 and encodes 175 amino acids. Gene Ontology annotation, cellular component: ribonuclease MRP complex. Lineage: Eukaryota; Metazoa; Arthropoda; Insecta; Lepidoptera; Lycaenidae. Gene Ontology annotation, biological process: tRNA 5'-leader removal.